Pocillopora damicornis (cauliflower coral) is the source of this 1292-nucleotide messenger RNA. Its product is annotated as M-phase phosphoprotein 6. Lineage: Eukaryota; Metazoa; Cnidaria; Anthozoa; Scleractinia; Pocilloporidae. The record is from RefSeq and is a predicted model, not a curated record. Gene Ontology annotation, biological process: maturation of 5.8S rRNA.
GGAGAGAUUGGUAACUAAGCUAAAAUCCAACAUGGCGGCCGAAGUUCCACAACAACCGGUGAAAAAAACUUUAUCAAAAAAUCUCAUGGAAAUGAAGUUCAUGAAAAGGAAAGCAGAAACAGACUAUCGUCGCCAGCUCGAAGAAGAACGACAGCGUGCCAUCGAAGAAUCACAUUGGGUGCUGAAUGGACAAGAACAAGAAGAUAGAAGUUGCAUUGAAUUUGAACCAAGUUAUGUACACUGUGAAGAACUUUACCCAAAUGGAAGGAUGUCUUUUAAAAACUUUAACCCAACAGUUGAAAAAAUGUUUAAAGAAAUGAUAGCUGAAGAAGAUUUAGCACAAUCAGAGGCAAGAGAAAGGGAAGAAACUGUCUCUGAUGAGGAGAUGGCUCAAAGAUAUGAAAACCUUGUGGGAACAGUAGCCAAGAAAUUCACAACAAAAAGGAAAAGAUCAUCAAUUGGCACAACUUGUGAACCUGACAGUCCAUGUUCAAACCAACCAUCAAAGAAAAUGAAACAUGGAUUUAUGAAACCCAGAGACUAAAAAAAAAGUUGACGAUAAAAGUAUUGUUCACUAGUUAGCCUGCUUGUUGGACAGUUUCAGUUCCCUGUUCUUCAAUCUCAGUCAGUGUUGGUCUGUUCAAUUAUCAGUUUAGGUACUAGUGUAUUAUCUAUACAAGUUUUUACAAGUAUAAUUAUUAGUUUGAAAGAAUUAUUAGCGGAACAAGAAAGUGCUAUGAGAUCUUGGGUUGGCAUUGUUUUGUUAAUUACUGAGAUUAAUGGAUAGCAGAUAACAUUCUUAUUUAUUAUAAAAUGAAAUAGUUUAAGCCUUGUUUAUAAAUAUUGUCUACAUAGUUUUCUUUUAAACUGACAAUUUUUGAUCUGACAUAUAGAUUAAUAGUGGUGAAAUAAGCAGUGACACCACACAAGAACAUUUGUGUCUGUAUAAGGCAAGAAUUUUAAUCAAUGUUGUAAGGGUUGAAUGUGGGGCAUUGAGCACUAUAGGGUUUCAUAUAUCUUAUAAAUAAAAUCUUGACAAAGUGGUAAGAGGCUUUCAAGUGAAAGUACACCAUUGAUAAACAGAUUUUAGUUGAACUCCUAAAUUUAGAGCAUGAACAAGAAAAGUCUCCAAAAGCAUUUUUUUUGUUCCAUACAUCUACUUAAAAGUCAAUUGAUUUGAAGAAAGAAAGGAAACUAGUGUGUCGUAGUAUUCAAAUAUUGGAAGUUUUUCAAGCAAAGAAAUACAUUUUUUAUAGUAUCCAUUAAAGCUGGGUGAUGGUUUGUAUGAAGAA